This is a messenger RNA of Lytechinus pictus (painted urchin), 2624 nucleotides long. RefSeq names its product quinone oxidoreductase-like. Gene Ontology annotation, molecular function: quinone reductase (NADPH) activity; NADPH binding; mRNA 3'-UTR binding. The transcript is spliced from 9 exons. Lineage: Eukaryota; Metazoa; Echinodermata; Echinoidea; Temnopleuroida; Toxopneustidae. Gene Ontology annotation, cellular component: cytosol. The record is from RefSeq and is a predicted model, not a curated record. Bases 299 to 1297 code for a protein of 332 amino acids.
AAUCUAGAAGUUGUUAUCUAACAGGAAGUGUCCUUUAUUUGUUUCGCCCUCCCAUGCCCAAAGCACCCUAUUACAACAAUUUGCAGCAUUACGGGUACGUGCGCAAUAUCGUCUGCGCAGUCGUCUGUGCAGGAAUUAGUAAAGAUAAGAACCAAUAAACUGAGAGAAAAGUCUGUAGCCUUUUCAGACGAAAAUUAAAGACGCAGUUAUCGGGUCGAAACGUUCUAUUUCGCCGUGUCCCAAAUUUACGGAAGCUAAAAUAUUAUCAUUGGAGAGCACAAUCUGGUUUGAAAAGAAGAUGGCGAAUCGAAUGAUGAGAGCUGUGGAGAUUGAGAAAUUCGGUGAUGCCGACUCGCUGAGCGUAAAAGAGAAUAUCCCUGUUCCACAAGUGGGAAAAUAUGAGGUUCUGAUACAAAUGAAAGCUGUAGGGAUAAAUGAAUUAGAGCUUCGAGUCCGAUCCAACGGCUGGCGUACCUUCAAACCGCCAUUCAUCCUUGGUUUCGAUGGAGCAGGAAUCAUUGACUCCGUAGGCGAAGGUGUUACGACACUGAAGCCCGGAGAUCGAGUAUAUGUCUUCCAGCCAAUCACAGGAACAUACGCAGAAUAUUGUUUAGCCGCUCAGGAUCGAGUCUACAAACUUCCGAAUAACCUUUCCUUUGAAGAGGGCGCCGUGUUACCAAACCCAUAUUUUUGUUCAAUCAGGUGUUUUACAAGGGCAGGCUUUAAGAAAGGCGAAACAGUUCUAGUCAACGGUGCAAGUGGUGGGUUCGGUCUGGGGGCAAUCCAGCUCGCUCGUGGGUUAGGUGCGUCUAAAGUGGUGGGAACAGCGGGGACAAUGAGAGGAAGAGAAUUGGUGAAACAGAUGGGGGCUGAUGAAGUCAUAGAUUACAAAAGUCCGGAUUUUAAGAGAAAUCUUAGGGAUAUUUUCGGACCUGAAGGAGUUGACAUCAUAAUUGAAACAAACGUCGACGUCAACUUCGAAAUGGACAUGGAACUUGUUGCUCGAAUGGGGCGUAUAGUGGUCAUCGGGAAAAGAGGCAAAACGGUCUGCACCCCACAGAAUCUAGUGUUUAAGGAAACAACCGUCUUGGGUUGUGCAUUAUUCUUCUGUGACUCGGGCGAGCGGAAGAUCAUGAGCGAGAUCAUCGAUCACGGGGCGAAUGAAGGGUGGCUGAAGCCUUACGUGGGCACGACCUUCAAACUCAGCGAAGUCGCCGCGAGUCACAAAUUCAUUGAGAAUCGAAGGGGGGCUUCAGGAAAGUUGAUUCUGCUCAUAGAUUCAUCCGCAGAAGUCUAAAGUCUUUUCGGAAGGGCUUUGACAUGUAUGAUGUCCAAAGUUAGACAAGUGGCGGAUCCACGUGGGGUGCCUGGAAUUCCCGUCUCUAUAUUUUAAAAAAACUUGCCCGCAUAUAUUAAUAGAGCUAAAUCUAAUUUGCGCCCCUCUUCAAAAUCCUUGAUCUGCUGCUCUGUGUUAAUGAGUCUCUAUAUACCAUUAAUUCCCCCCUAUUCUCUCUGUCCAUUCCUCUGGGUGAAUCCACGGGGGGUGGGUGCUGGAAAGGUGACCCCUCCUAUUACAGUAGUUUGUUCAUGAAAUGAAGCAGGGGGAAAGGAGAGAGGGAAAUUGAAUAAAAGAAUCGGUCCGCAAUUAGCAAUUUCCCAGCUUAUGUCAUUAUGUGUACAUUUCGCGAAGAAGCAUCAAGCUCAUUAACUUAUAUAACCUACAUCUGAAUAUGCUGUUUUCAAAAACUAAAAAAAAUAUUUCAAAUAAACUUUUAUAUCAAGUAUGACAUGUUGCCAAGAAAAGGUUUUAGAAAUGUUUCAAUUUAUUUUAUUUGGAUAAUUAAGUUAACUGCUUAUUAUAUAUUAUGUGGUAUUGAAAUAUUAUAUAAGUUGUAGAUAUCAUGUUUGUUCAUCCUUGUUACUGUAUAUUUAUUUGUAUAAUGAAUUUUUGUGUAAAUAAUACUGAUCUAAUGCCAUAUUAAGGGAUUAAAUAAAAGUCAAUGUAAUGUACAUAUCACAUUGUGCAAUCUAUUUUAAUUAUCUGAAGGUCUUCUUAUCUGUAUAAGGUAAGUAUCUAGGUUAUAUAUCACAUUCUGCAAUACUGGCAUAAAGAUGGGGGGGGGGGGCUCGGGGGAUCAUGGACCCUAAAAUUUUGCAUGACCAUGCAAAUAAAAGGAGAGAAGGAAGAAAAGAAGGGUGAAUUGAAAUAAAACAUCAUUUUCUGAAUAUUAUGUCAAAAUAUAUCAUAAAACUGGAUUUUGUUAUUAAAAAAUGUCCAAAUAUUUGCUCUCUCGCUUCGGUCGCUCACAACUUUUUACAUAUUCUGCCCAUUACAUCAUAUUUGGCCCCAUAGAAUUUUUGGCUGAUUACGCCACUGAAGUGCAAGAUAGGAAGAUCAGAGAUUCUGUUUUUCUUAUUUUUUUUUUAAUUUAAUCAACUUUCCAACAAUACUCUGAAUAUACAGAUUAUUCGUAAAUAUUAAUUUGGCAUAGCAUAUUGCUACAAACCUCCAAUGAAGAAAAGUUAAAUGUGUAUUGGAUCAUAUUGAGAGGGUUUCCCUACCGGACGACACAUUGUCAUUGCCAAAAAAAAAAAAAAUUGCAAUAAACGUUGUAUAUAAGACU